Molecule: messenger RNA, 2487 nt
Organism: Leopardus geoffroyi (Geoffroy's cat)
Lineage: Eukaryota; Metazoa; Chordata; Mammalia; Carnivora; Felidae
Gene: LYRM2
Product: LYR motif containing 2
Exons: 3
Coding region: 60-326 (88 amino acids)
Cellular component (GO): mitochondrion
Source: RefSeq, a predicted model, not a curated record
CGCCCCCACUUCCGCUCCUGCGCAUUGGAGCUGUAGGGGAACCACGCUGGCUGGAGGACAUGGCUACUUCCAGGUUACCCCCGGCGACUCUAACACUAAAGCAGUUCAUGAGAAGGCAACAAGUUCUACUUCUCUACAGAAGGAUUUUGCAAGCGAUUCGGCAAGUUCCAAAUGAUUCUGAUCGCAAAUACCUCAAGGACUGGGCAAGGGAAGAAUUCAAAAGAAACAAAGGUGCCACCGAAGAGGAUACAAUCCGGAUGAUGAUUACUCAAGGCAAUAUGCAGCUCAAGGAGUUAGAAAAAACACUUGCUUUGGCAAAAUCUUAACUGUAGCAUUAUCCUGAAAGAUUUUCAAAGCCUCCAUGUAUAUUGUUGAGCUGAUUCGACUCCAUGAUGGACAGCCUAACACCAAGUCAAACUGUACAGUACUUGGGAAAAUACAGAACAUGGAGCAUGGCAUGUCAAAGAAAAACACAUCAGAACAAUUGCCUUAACACUGAAAAAUAUACUUUGUAUUCUGAAAAUGUUUUUGGAUAUGUCAGCAGUUUAAGCAGCAAAAACCAGUACAGGUGGUCAAUGCAGAAGGUGAUCCCUACCAUUAACUAUCUGGGAAAUACAAGUCUAAACCACACUGAGACACUACCAUAUCAGCUGAAAUAACUAAUUAAAAAGAUAAUAACAAAUGGUGGUAGAGAUAUAGGAAAAUUUAACCUCUCACACAUUGCUGUGGGAAUAGAAAAUGGCACAGCCACUUUGGAAAACAGACUGUCAGCUGCUUAAGAGAGUAAAUUCGACAGUUCUGUUCCUAGGUCUGUAACCAAGAGAACUGAAAACCUUUCUACAAAAAAACUUGUACAGGAAUAUUCACAGCAGCAUCAUUCAUACCAGCCAAAAAAUAGAAGCAAUCCCAAUGCCCAUCAACCGAUAAGUGAAUAAAUAUGCCUAUAGAUUUAGUAAUAAAAAGGAAUUAAGUACUGAUACAUGCUACACAUGGAUGAACCCUGAGACCAAUCGCAGAAAAUCACUUAUUGUAGGAUUCCAUUUACAUGAAAUGUCUGAAAGAGGCAGAAAGAGGUGGUUGCUCAGGGCUGUGGAUAGCCUGGAGAGGAAUUUAAUGGAUAUGGGGUUCCCGUUCUGGGUAAUAAAGCACUCUAAAGUUAGAUUGUGGUGUUAGAUGCACAACUCAAUAUACUCAAGUCCAACGAAUCGUACAUUUUGCAUGUAUGGUAUGUGAAUUCUGCUUCAACAAAGCUAGGUUUUUCUGAUUUUUUUUUUUUUUUUUUUACUGAUACACAGCAGUACUAUGCGUCAAUUAAAUAAGUCAAUAAAGCUGUUUUAAGAAGCAGUAGGAGAUUUAUGAUUGGAAGCAUACUGACCUCAGGAGAUACCCUGGACCUUUCUUGAAAAAAGUCCUUCUGUGUUACCCCUCAGGGUUGUUGAGGUAGGUUCUUCAGAUGUGUUAUGAUCUCAUAGCAGAGGACUCCGAAAAGUCACCACUGGGAAUCUAGAUCUUUGUUGGAAAGAGGAGAGAGAGAAGCCUCGUGAACACAUUGAAGCACUUAACCAAAAAAAAGAGACAACUUCUGGGUGAAACUAAUGCAAUUACCUUAGCAUCCACAAAGAAAGAAGUAAAAGGAUCAGGGAAUAUCCUUGGUGCAUUAGGUUCUCCUCCAGUGACAGGAAGAGAAAGAGUUUUAAGAAUACAUUGAAGACAAGAAAUUGACCUGAGCACAUUUUGAGACCAAAAUGUGUAACACAGUUUAGUGAAAGCUUAUGGAAGAGGCUGGAUUGACAGUCCUGCAGACUGACCUCUGUUCAUUUACAGAACAGAUCUAAAAAAUUAAUCCAAGAACCUGACCAACACCUGGAAAAUGUAGGAAAAUUUUUGCAGAAUGGUUACCUAGUACUGGAUUGUGUGCUAAAGGCAAGAGAAGCAGAUGGUGGCAUUUGUCAAUGACUUACAUUAUUGCCAGGGUCCACCUGACCCUUCCAUAACCUCAAAGCCUGCAAGACAAAAUCAUUCUUCAACAGGGUGAUCGAAUUCAAAAUGCAUGAGCUAAUUAUCAGGUUUGUAUAUAGGUGUACACAUUAGUCAACCUAUCACAAGGCCAUGUGAUGAACCAGAAGCACUUGUGAACAGUUUCUAAACACAGAAUACUUUUCUUUGUACAGCAUGAUAUACACACUCGUUAGGCUGUCUCUAAUAAAUCUAAGAUCUUGACACUAAAAAUCAUCCUUUUAUGAGGUGUAGAAGUCAGUGACCUGGGUGACGUUUUUACUAGCACUGGUGUAUGUCAAAGAUGUAAGUGCAUUUGUGGUUUAGAUUUGCAAGAUGCAAAAAUGCCAAGAAAAUCUAACUUGAGUUUGUUUUGAUUGUUUAAAUUGGGCAAAACACUGCAAAUUUUCGUCUUCCAGAGGCUAGGAUUUUUUUAAUCUUAUAUAAUAAUGGACAAGACUUUAGUGCUAAAUAAAUCUUAGCCUAAACAAC